CUCUGUGCCUGUAACUGAAGCCUUAACUGUGUAGCAUUGAAACCUUAAACCUUCACAAGCAUUCUUGGCUUUCCAAAUAACAUCUACCGAGGCAUUUCUGUUUUAUUUCUUUGGUUUUUUUUUCUCUCACCAGCAGGAGAAAAACGGUUGCUGCUGCUGCUGCUGCUGCUGCUGCGAAUGAGUCUUGGUUUUUUUCGUUUGUGAGUUGGGUCGUUGAGUGACGUUCGGCAACAUGGAUAAUGCCAAAACCAAGGCCAAUGAUUUGUACUACCGGGCGCAGCAAAAUGCGCCACUCAACCGAAGGCAGGUGCUAGGAUUGGUUACCAUCCUCGUCGCGGUGGGUACUGUCAUCACCAUUGCAGGCCUCACGCUGACUGGCACCACCAUUGGCUUCUUUCUGUCAUUGCCCGUGCUCAUUUUCUUCAGCCCUAUUCUCGUCCCGCUGGCAAUUUUUGCGUUUUUCGCUAUCAGCAGCCUGUUGGGUUUCGGCGGUUUCGUCUCCUUCGCUGUCUGGGUGUACAAAUACUACAAGGGUGGUCACCCUGUGGGCUCCGAUCAGGUUGACGCUGCACGUUACCGUAUCGCGGAAGGCGCAAAAGAGGUCAAGGACAGGACGUAUGCUGCUGCGAGAGACGUCCAGGGAUAUGUCGCCAGCAAAACCGAUACCAGCGUCGCGGCUUAGAACCAUCAGCUAGACGAGUUUAAUAAUUACGAGAAAAGGCAUACGGCCCCAUUGUUCAUAGCUGUUCAACAAUUUUGUGAAAUUGUGUGAUUGUGUUAUUGUGUGAAA
This is a messenger RNA of Physcomitrium patens, 790 nucleotides long. RefSeq names its product oleosin G. Gene Ontology annotation, cellular component: membrane; monolayer-surrounded lipid storage body. The record is from RefSeq and is a predicted model, not a curated record. Lineage: Eukaryota; Viridiplantae; Streptophyta; Bryopsida; Funariales; Funariaceae. Gene Ontology annotation, biological process: lipid storage.